AUGGCUUUGGAUCUUUCAAGUGUGAAUGACACUUCUUUCGAAGAAACUGGCUCAAAUACAACCUAUAAUUGUGUUUUCCUCUCUUCAGAAGUUAUUUCUUUCCCUGGGACUAAUGAUAUUCUCUUUUAUAUAUCUGAAAUAGGUCAUUUAAUUUUGGCAAACUUCUUCGUUGAACAUUCCAAUGGAAGUUACAUACUUAAAAAACUUCCACAUAUCAAAUUUUCACAUGAUUCAUCCGAUUUACCAACAAAUCUAUCUUUGGAUAAAAGUCUCUCAAACCAAGAAAAUGUAAUAUCACAAUUCUCAGUAAAUGAUUGUUCAAAUAUAUUGGAUUUAAACUUCCCUAGUAAAUUUGGACGUAUUGGGACAGAUAUACAGUCUUCAGCUUUGGAUUGCACAAAUGUUUCUCAUGUUCAAACAUGUUCACAACAGACAGUAGUUAAUUCAUCAUCUUUGAACGUACCAGAAUUAGAAAAUCCAGCUAAUUCUACCAUUCCCCGUCCACAAUGUGAAAACAGUUCAGCUAAUAUGAAUAAAAGUAAAAAUUCCUCGUCUCGCAUUUCACGAUCAAAAUUUUUAGGACAAAUCGUUUGUGAACUCUUGAACAAAAUGAAGAAUCGUAUGACGUCAUCAGGAAGUCAAGAAAUUAUCAUUCAAGGACAUAAUUUAACUGAACUGGAGCAUUUUGUUAAACGCUUGCGAGAGUUUCGUCUACAUUUAGGUCUUUCACAAGUUCAACUAGGUAUAGAGCUUUCAAAACAUUUUAACGAUAAAGCCUUAUGUAGUCAAACUCUUUUAUCAAGGUUUGAGAAGUUAAAUGUCACUGUUAGAUCUGCUUAUCGGCUUUUGCCCUACCUGAAACGUUGGAUUUCACAUGCUGAACAAAAUCAAUGUGGUCAAAUCACUAUUGAAAAAUUGUCCGUCUUUCAUCAUUCGAUUCCUGUACGUGCUGUAGGCAACUCCCGUUUAACUACAUUGGCUCGUUUAGGUCGUACCGAUUAUAAUCCUUCAUCCUCUUCUUCUUCAACUUCAUCUGUUUUAGCUCUCGUAAAAAAACAAGUAAUUCUCUUUUUUAUUUAUUUACCAUUGUGAUAUCUUUUAACGGUUGUGUGUUCAUUUGCAUCUUUCCCUGUGUGCGAAAAAACUUACAAAAAGUGUAUAGAAAGUCUUUCUUGUUACACAGAACACAAAUUAAUCUAAAAUUAUUCCUAAACAUUAGCUUUGCUCGUCUUGUAGCUUAUUGUAAUCUUAGGGUUAAUACUAUUCUUAUUUAAAUCGGAGUAACUACAUAUCACUGAUCUUGUGGAAGUAAAGUCAAACUAUCAUGAGGUAGAUAGAGAGAUAGCAGUUAAUUCAUUGACUUUGCUUAAAGCUAUAGCUUACUGUUAUUCCUCCUACAAUUGUUUUGAUGUGCGCAUGAAAAUGUAUGCGAACAUACUUUAGUAGAAGUGCUUUCAUCUUGUAUGUGAAAUAAUGAGAGACUAGGACAUUUGUCAUUUAGUUUUUUAAUUUUUCUUACAAAUAAUCCUUUUCAUUUCUAGGUAGUGAAAAAGUUUCAACCACCCAAAAUGCUUAUUCUAAAAGACCUUAGUGCAUAUCCAGUCAGUGUACAGAUAACAUAAGAGAACUAGUUUAAUUUGUAAAACUAAUGACAACGAAAUUUCACAAAUUAUAACAUCUAGACUACUUGCUAACAUGGUCAGUAAGUAUAAUUGGUUCUUGUUUAUCUAUUAAUGGAUACUUUACUUUGAGAAUACACGUUCAUUUUCCCAGUAUAUUUAUUUUCUAAGAUCGUCUUGAUAAAAUACAUAACUUUACACAUCAUAGGAUUUGAAAUAACUCAACUAUUUUAAUAGUUGAGAUCAUGAGUCAUUUGAAGCUAGACCACCAUGGAAAACCUGGAAGCCCUAGACGGCCGUUUCGUCCUACUAUGGGACUCCUCAGCAGUGCGCAUCCACGACCCCGCCUCGCGAGAUUCGAACCCAGGACCUAUCGGUCUCACGCGUGCCCUUAACCACUAGACCACUAAGCCAGAAUCCAACAGUGUUAAUUCCUAACUCCAACUAAUCCAUGAAAUUGAGCGGCACAUCCACCAUUGUCAUCGGUGAGUUAUUAUCUCACAACUGACCCGGUCGAACUCCACUAUUUUAGUGCAUACCUCUUAACCACUACCGUAAUAUUUGAAUGUAGCCAAUUAAUUUUACCCCAUUUAAGAGCAUAUUGUUGUAUUUGUAACUUAUUCAGUCACUUUAGGAAAAUUUAAUUCUACAGAUUAAAGUUUUAGUGUUUGUUGAAUUUGAGCAGACGUUUGGUAAUGAUAUGGACGUGUGAUAUCUUGUUACAGGAUAUCGCAAGCUAGAGUUUUAAAACAAAGUAAGUCACCAGUUGACAGGAAUACACACAAACUCCAUGAUUUCUUGCGAUAGGUUAAAUUCGUAAUAGCUAGUUUGAUAUGAAACUACCUCGUCCUACAUCAAGCUAUUAAACUACCAUUAAGCCCAUUUUCGGCAAGUGCGUGUAUUAUAUUAUGGAUACUUAGUUUAUCUGUUUGAAAAGGCUCGUGCUUAGUUUCAUUGAUGCAUAAAAUGCCUCAUAACAUAAUUCAAUGACAGCUAGGGAGACUAAAAAAAUACUUAUCUAAAUAUAUCUGUAUAGAAUAAAAGGAAUAUGGCUAGCAAUGGGAUCCUGGAUGCGCAUUUCCUCCUAUUUGGUACUCGUCAGCUGGAUGUACCUGCAUCCCAGAGUUUAUGUUAACUUCGGAACUCAAACCUAGUACCCUUCGCUUAAGACGCUAUUAUGCUAUCCACUUAGCUACUGAAUCCGGAUAGUAACUCACGUUUCGGAUCCCAUUGCUAAGGACAUUCCUUCUAUUCUACACUAACUUGUGUCAUAAUAAUUGUAUCAGACAAUCCGCAUAGCAUACAUAUAUGUCAACCAAGACCGAUCGAAUUUCAGUAAAAAUAUCAACAACGCGAUAGUUCAGUCUAUUUAAAAUUAAAUUAAAUACAUCUGGUUGUGUACAUAGUAUACCUCAGGGUUAACUUAGACAUUAACCUUGCAAAAAAUUGCACAAAUUGAGUUGACUUCAAAUAUUUUAUCAUAACAGCAUAGUCACAAGUAAAUUAAUUAUAACACAUUAGCGUAAAUCGUAUAAAAAGAAUAGACACAAACAGAAAUUUAAAUUAAUCAAUGGCAGCUUUUUGAUAGUAACUGUUUGAGCUUGGAUUCUGAGAGAUCAUAGGCCGAUGCAGACAGGAAACUGUCAUUUAUUUCUUUUGAGAGUUAGUGAAUAAUGUGCUUAAUUUUCAACUAAACUCUGGCUACCGAAUACUUAUCUACACCGAAUAAAGUACUGGAUAGAAAAGUCGGUGAUUCUAGAACUCAACUUGCAAUCGUCGAAUUCAAGCUCAAACCUGGAUUCAUCUACUACAUUACUGGCAGUGUGGUGUGUGUGCUACUGAUAUCGAUAGAUAUAAGUGGCAUGUAUCAUCAGUUGAAAGUGAAACAACUGGCGGCAGAAGGUAAAGAAGAUCGGAGAAAAGAGAACGAGAACAGAGAAUAAUUGGUGUGGAAACGGGGGAACAAUGAAGUCUGAGAAGAUUGACUGAUAUUAUUUACUGUAUGGUUCUCGGAUGUUGCUAAGAGAUUCUGUAAUUUUGCGUUCAAAUAUAUUCGAUUGUCCCCACUUGUGUUCUCGUUCACCACAGUAGUAUCACUGAUCCUUACGUGAAUUGUUUGAUUCCAAGCUGAGUGUAUAAACCCACACUUGAUUACUAAGUUAAAUUGUUUAAAAGUUUAAACUAAAAUUUUGUUUAAACACUGAUUUAGGUCAUCUAACUUGGCUAGAGAGAUUGUGAUAUCCUAUCCUAAAACUUAGAUUUAAUAUAAAUAUCCUCUCUUUCUAAGUAUUGACGUUUUAGUCAGUUUUUGUUUUUACUGGAGCCAAAUUAAUUGUCAGUAAUUCAUUUUUGUGAAAGUAUAAAACCUCUGUGAUACGUUUGUGUAUUAUUUUACUAAGUAUGGUUUUAAAAUUUCUACAAUUAUUAUUAAUUAACGUUUAGAUUUUAUUUAGGAGAAGUGAACACCUGAAUAUCAUGUUGUUUUGUUAAGGUAAGUAGGGAUGUUAUAGAACAGUUACUUGGGUUCAUCCGAAUUUUUUUUAUAUAAGUAUCGACUUAGGAUAAGUUAGUGUACUAUGUAGAUUAAUGAAUAUGAUUUCCGAUUAUUUUUUUUAUUGGGUUUUGUAUGUAGUGCACCGUAUUUACUCGUGUUAUCCUCGAUAACUAAACAUUAAACUAUACUUUGUGGUAACAAACUUUUUCUCUUUUUUGCAGCUUUCCUGUACAUUUCAGUUUAAAAUUGAAUUCCUAACCGUAAGAGUAAGGAUAUAUUUGCAGAUAAUUGUCGGAAUAGAUCUAAUCAUAAAGAAAAUCGAUAAUUUUAAUUGACAGCAAAUUCUUAAUCAGUUUGAUAGACGACAUUUCUUGUGGAAACUGACAUUUUAAGUUGGACAUUAACACUGUCGGAUGCUGGUUCAGUAGUUUAUAGGUUGUGUUCACGCGUGACACUGAAGUUCACGGAUUCGAUUCCUAGGUACGGGGUUGUGGAUACUCCCUUUCAGGGAUUCCCAUGCUAGGACGAAACAGCCAUCCACUUUUUGCAGGUUUUCACGAAUAGUGUAACUUAGAUCGGUUCAUUGUUUAAAUAAAAUGUUAAUAAAUGUUUUACACUUAAUUUUACUGAAUAUUUAAUUACAGACUUUUAAACUUUCUUUUUGUUCCUAUUCUAGGUCAAAGAUAAUGAUUGUGUUGCCGAUUGUCCUACAGAUCAUUCCUCACUUUCGGAGCUAACUUCUGAUAUAUCUGAAUCCAAUUGUAAAUUACCAGAUCCACAACAAAAAAGAUGUCGGCGGCGCCGUACUUAUUUUUCCCCAAAAGCUUUAUCAAUAUUAACUGAAUUUUAUUCUACAAAUACUCGACCAAAAGGUACUGAUUUCACUGAAUUGGCAUCGAGGAUUGGCUGUGAUAGAGAAUCAGUUCGCGUUUGGUUCUGUAACAGACGUCAAUUAGAUCAUGAAUGCUCUCGAAAAGUUUAGAGUGACCGCUUCAGUAUAUUUGUAGGGUUGUUAUCAGUAGACCGUUUAUUUACUUUCUUGUUUAUCCACUUUAUCGUAUCGCCGAACAAUUUUAAAGAAAACUGCUAUUUGAGAAUUAAAGUUCUCAAUAAUUUGUACAUUUGUUAUAAGUUGUUUAUACUAUAUUUUUAUGCUGUUAAUCCUCCAUUGAGACCAAACCUUCGCAAUAAAGUGUCUUGUUCUAUGUUA
Messenger RNA from Schistosoma guineensis, 5323 nucleotides. Lineage: Eukaryota; Metazoa; Platyhelminthes; Trematoda; Strigeidida; Schistosomatidae. The record is from the annotation of a GenBank genome assembly.